UGGGAAAUGGCCCUCUCAGUGGACUCAUCCUGGCACCGGUGGCAGUGGCGAUUCAGGGAUGACCACCUGCAGUGUCCAUCAGAAGCCACACCACUGCUGUCCCCAGAGAAGGGGCGGCUGAGCUACAACCUGACGCAGCAGCGGGUCGUGUUCCCCAACAACAAUACGUUCCACCAAGACUGGGCAAAGGCCUCCAGGAGAUACUCCGGCAACCGAAUCUGCACGACCAAGUACACCCUUCUCACCUUCCUGCCCCAGAAUCUCCUGGAGCAGUUUCACAGGUGGGCCAACCUCUACUUCCUGCUCCUGGUGAUUCUGAACUGGAUGCCCGCCAUGGAGGUUUUCCACAGGGAAAUCACCAUGUUACCACUGGCCACCGUGCUGUUCAUCAUCAUGGUCAAGGAUGGCAUGGAGGACUUCAAGAGAUACCGCUUCGAUAGAGCGAUAAACUGCACCCGCAUCCAGAUAUAUGAAAGGAAAGAGCAGAACUACGUGCAGAAGCGCUGGAAGGAUGUGCGUGUGGGGGACUUCAUCCAGAUGCACUGCAAUGAGAUCGUGCCAGCCGACAUACUCCUCCUCUUUUCCUCGGACCCCAGCGGGAUCUGCCACCUGGAAACGGCCAACUUGGAUGGAGAGACAAACCUCAAACAGAGGCGUGUGGUGAAGGGCUUCUCUCAGCAGGAGGUACAGUUCGAACCAGAACAUUUCCACAGCACCAUUGUGUGUGAGAAACCCAACAACCACCUCAACAAAUUCAAGGGUUAUAUGGAGCAUCCUGACCAGACCAGGACCGGCUUCGGCAGUGAGAGUCUUCUGCUUCGAGGCUGCACCAUCAGAAACACUGAGGUGGCUGCUGGCAUUGUCGUCUACGCAGGCCACGAGACGAAAGCCAUGCUGAACAACAGCGGCCCGCGGUACAAACGCAGCAAGAUCGAGCGCCGCAUGAACACAGAUAUCUUCUUCUGCGUCGGGCUCCUCUUCCUCAUGUGCCUCAUUGGAGCUGUAGGUCACAGCCUCUGGAACGGGACCUUUAGAGAGCACCCUCCCUUCGACGUGCCAGAUGCCAAGGGCAGCUUCCUUCCCCUUGCCCUGGGGGGCUUCUACAUGUUCCUCACAAUGAUCAUCCUGCUCCAGGUGCUGAUCCCGAUCUCCCUGUACGUAUCUAUUGAGCUGGUGAAGCUCGGGCAAGUGUUCUUCCUGCACAAUGACCUUGACCUGUACGACGAAGAGACCGAUUCGUCUAUUCAGUGUCGCGCCCUCAACAUCACAGAGGACCUGGGCCAGAUCCAGUACAUCUUCUCUGACAAGACAGGGACGCUGACCGAGAACAAGAUGGUGUUCCGGCGCUGCACCAUCGUGGGCAGCGAGUAUUCUCACCAGGAGAACGCCAAGAGACUGGAGAUUCCAAAGGAACUGGACUCGGACAGUGAAGAGUGGACCCAAUACCAGUGCCUGUCCUUCCCGAGCAGGUGGGCCCCGGGCCCAGCAGCCCUGAGAAGCCGAGGAGGGGUCCAGCCCCUCCGGAGGAGCCAGAGUGCCCGGGUACCCAUGCAGGGCUGUUCCCGACAGAGGUCCGCGGGGCGCUGGGAAAACAUGCAGUCCCCUGUGGCCUUCAGCAGCUCCAUAGAAAAAGAUGUGACUCCAGAUAAAAACCUACUGACCAAGGUGCAAGAGGCUGCCCUGUGGCUGGGGGCCUUGCCGGGCUCCAGGCCCGCCAGGCCUGGCGUCUCCACCACCUCCUCCAUCGCUGACUUCUUCCUCGCGCUAACCAUCUGCAACUCCGUCAUGGUGUCCACAACCACCGAGCCCAGGCAGAGGGUCACCAUGCCACCUUCAACCAAGGCUCUGGGGACAUCGCUGGAGAAGAUCCAGCAGCUCUUCCAGAAGUUGAAGCUGCUGAGCCUCAGCCAAUCUUUCUCAUCCAGUGCGCCCUCUGAUGCCACCCUGGGGGAGAGUUUGGGGGCCAACAUGCCCACUACAGACUCAGAUGAACGAGAGGACGACGCGUCAGUGUGCAGUGGAGGCUACUCCACUGAUGGCGGCUCUAGGAGCAGCACAUGGGACCAAGGUGACAUGCUGGCGUCUGGGCCGGGCGCCUCCUUAGAGGAAGUGCUGGGGGACCCGGCCCUAGGCCUGGCCAGCUCCGAGCUCUGUUACGAGGCCGAGAGCCCCGACGAGGCCGCCCUGGUGCACGCUGCCAAUGCCUACAGCUUCACACUCGUGUCCCGGACACCCGAGCAGGUGACCGUGCGCUUGCCCCAGGGCACCUGCCUCACCUUUGAUGUCCUCUGCACCCUGGGCUUCGACUCUGUCAGGAAGAGGAUGUCUGUGGUCGUGAGGCACCCGCUGACAGGGGAGAUCAUCGUCUACACCAAGGGCGCCGACUCGGUGAUCAUGGACCUGCUGGAAGACCCCGCCCGCGUCACUGAUGUCGAUGUGGAAAAGAAGAUGAGGAAAAUCCGAGCCCGGACCCAGAAGCAUCUGGACUUGUAUGCAAGAGAUGGCCUUCGAACUCUGUGCAUUGCCAAGAAGGUCCUAAGUGAAGAGGACUUCCGGAGGUGGGCCAGUUUCCGGCAUGAGGCUGAGGCAGCCCUCGACAACCGAGAGGAGCUUCUGAUGGAGACCGCACAGCAUCUGGAGAAUCAGCUCACCUUACUUGGAGCCACUGGGAUCGAAGACCGGCUGCAGGAAGGAGUGCCGGACACAGUCGCUGCUCUGCGGGAAGCUGGCAUCCAGCUCUGGGUCUUGACUGGAGAUAAGCAGGAGACAGCGGUCAACAUUGCCUAUGCCUGCAGACUGUUAGAUCAGACCGACACUGUGUACUCCAUCAACACAGAAAAUCAGGAAACCUGUGAAUCCAUCCUCGACUGUGCGCUGGAAGAGAUAAAGCAAUUUCAUGGGCCACAGAAGCCAGGACGCAAGCUCUUCGGGUGGCGCCUGCCUUCUGAGACACCUCCCCCCACCUCCGAAGCCGCAGUUCCAAAGGUUGGCCUGGUCGUCGAUGGGAAAACACUGAAUACCAUCUUCCAGGGAAAGCUGGAGAGGAAAUUUCUGGAGUUGACCCAGUACUGCCGGUCUGUCCUCUGCUGCCGCUCCACCCCGCUCCAGAAGAGCAUGAUCGUCAAGCUGGUGCGAGACAAGUUGAGAGUCAUGACGCUUUCCAUAGGUGAUGGAGCAAACGACGUAAGCAUGAUUCAAGCUGCGGAUAUUGGCAUCGGAAUAUCUGGACAGGAAGGCAUGCAGGCUGUCAUGUCCAGCGACUUCGCCAUCUCCCACUUCAGGCACCUCAAGAAGCUGCUGCUGGUGCACGGCCACUGGUGUUACUCGCGGCUGGCCCGGAUGGUGGUGUACUACUUCUACAAGAACGUGUGUUACGUCAACCUGCUCUUCUGGUACCAGUUCUUCUGCGGCUUCUCAGGCUCCACCAUGAUCGACUACUGGCAGAUGAUAUUCUUCAACCUCUUCUUCACCUCGCUGCCCCCUCUCGUCUUCGGAAUCCUCGACAAAGACAUCUCUGCGGACACACUGCUGGCGCUGCCCGGGCUGUACAAGAGCGGCCAGGACUCCGAGUGCUAUAACCUGGCGACCUUCUGGAUUUCCAUGGUGGAUGCGUUCUACCAGAGCCUCAUCUGCUUCUUUAUCCCUUACCUGGCCUACAAGGACUCUGAUAUCGACGUCUUCACCUUCGGGACGCCCAUCAACACCGGCGCCCUUGCCACAAUCCUCUUGCACCAGGCGAUGGACAUGAAGACCUGGACUCUCCUCCACGCGCUGGUCCUCGCAGGCAGCUUCCUGAUGUACUUUGUGGUGUCCCUGGUGUACAACGCCACCUGCGUCACCUGCAACAGUCCUACCAACCCCUACGGGGUGAUGGAAGGCCAGCUCUCAGACCCCACUUUCUACCUCGUCUGCUUCCUCACACCGGCCGCGGCUCUCCUCCCAAGGUACUUUUUCUUGUCUCUGCAAGGGACAUAUGGGAAGUCCCUCAUCGCAAAAGCUCAGAAAAUUGACAAACUCCCCACGGACAAAAGAGACCUGGAGAUCCAGAACUGGAGAAGCAGACAAACGCCUGCCCCUGUCCCCAGAGAGCCUCAGCCCACCCGCUGUCCAGUGCCACCUGAACAGGACUUCAGAACCAGCGCCCCAAAGAGCUCCAGCCCUCCCAAGCAGAAGUGCAGGGCGAGCCAGGGGGGUCCUGGAGAGGGAAGCAGCAGGGAGCACGCACGGGAGGACCCAUGCUCAGUGGACUCUGCAGCGACACUCGCCUCCAGAGACCUUCUUCUGGGCAGCCUGAUGGCUCCCGGCGCCCACCCAAGUGGACAGACCGGCGCAUACCAGCGUUCGGGCAGGGGCAGCCAUCGCCGAUCCCAGAGCUCAAUGACCAUAUGA
Molecule: messenger RNA, 4389 nt
Organism: Pteronotus mesoamericanus
Lineage: Eukaryota; Metazoa; Chordata; Mammalia; Chiroptera; Mormoopidae
Gene: ATP10B
Product: ATPase phospholipid transporting 10B (putative)
Exons: 22
Coding region: 7-4389 (1460 amino acids)
Biological process (GO): phospholipid translocation
Cellular component (GO): plasma membrane
Molecular function (GO): ATPase-coupled intramembrane lipid carrier activity; ATP binding; magnesium ion binding
Source: RefSeq, a predicted model, not a curated record